This is a messenger RNA of Phragmites australis (common reed), 2233 nucleotides long. RefSeq names its product pentatricopeptide repeat-containing protein At5g48730, chloroplastic-like. Gene Ontology annotation, molecular function: protein binding. The transcript is spliced from 3 exons. The coding region runs from base 127 to 1620 and encodes 497 amino acids. The record is from RefSeq and is a predicted model, not a curated record. NCBI's taxonomy places the organism in Eukaryota, Viridiplantae, Streptophyta, Magnoliopsida, Poales, Poaceae.
GCAGACAGAGUGCUCGCAGGCGGAGUCUCAUCCAGUCCUCUCGUCCGCCGCGUCGGCGGUCGGCCUCUCACGGCAAGCCAAAAAUCUCACCCCUCCGCGCCGCUCGCUCCAAUUCCCGAGCAGCCAAUGGCCGCCGCGCCGGUGGCAUCCCCCUUCCCCGCCUCCUCCUCCUCGGUCGCCGCCCCCGUCGCGUGCCGUCAUCGCUACCCCGCCGCCCGCGCGUCCUCUGCGGCCCGCGAGCCGCCGCCCACCUGGGGGCCGGCCGGCGCGGAGAAGAGGACGCGGCGAGGGAAAGAGGCGGAGGUGGGGGAUGAGGAGGCGGAGAGGCAGCGGAAGGAGGAGGUGAACCGGAAGAUCGCGUCCCGGAAGGCGCUCUCCGUCAUCCUCCGUCGCGAGGCCACCAAGGCUGUCCUUGACCAGCGGAAGCCCGGCAAGGGCACCCGCCGCCUCCUUCCCCGCACCGUCCUCGAGGCCCUCCACGACCGCGUCGCCGCCCUCCGCUGGGACUCCGCCCUCAAGGUGUUCGAGCUAUUGCGGGACCAGGUGUGGUACAGGCCUCACGUCGGCAUCUACAUCAAGCUCAUCACCAUGCUCGGCAAGUGCAAGCAGCCGGAGAAGGCGCACGAGCUCUUCCAGGCCAUGCUCGACGAGGGCUGCGCCCCCAACCUCGAGUCCUACACGGCCCUUGUCUCCGCUUACAGCAGGAGCGGCCGCUUCCGAGAGGCGUUCUCCUUGCUUGAUCGGAUGAAGGACACCCCUGGCUGCCGGCCCGAUGUCCAGACAUACUCGAUUCUCAUCAAGUCCUGCUUGCACGCCUAUGAUUUCGAGAAGGUGAAGUCUUUGCUGGCGGAUAUGGCACGUGCGGGUAUCCGUCCCAACACCGUCACAUAUAAUACAUUGAUUGAUGCUUAUGGGAAAGCAGGAAGGUUUGCUGAGAUGGAAUCGGCUCUUCUGAAAAUGUUGUCAGAAAAUUGCAAGCCUGAUGUAUGGACAAUGAAUUCUACUCUCAGAGCUUUUGGCAGCAGUGGUCAGAUUGAGACUAUGGAAAACUGCUAUGAGAAGUUCCAGGCCUCUGGUAUCGUCCCAAACAUUAAGACCUACAAUAUUUUACUUGAUUCCUAUGGUAAAGCUAAAAUGUAUGAGAAGAUGGGAGCUGUGAUGGAGUACAUGCAGAAAUAUUAUUACUCCUGGACAAUAGUCACUUACAAUGUAGUUAUUGAUGCAUUUGGGAGGGCUGGAGACCUUCAACAGAUGGAAUAUAUAUUUAGACUAAUGAAAUCUGAGCGUAUAAAGCCCAAUUGUGUCACACUCUGUUCAUUGGUUAGAGCAUAUGGAAGAGCUGAGGAAGUUAAGAAAAUAGAGACAGUGUUGAGAAUUGUCGAGAAUUCAGACAUAACAUUGGAUAUUGUGUUCUUCAACUGUUUGGUGGAUGCAUAUGGGAGGGUGGGGUGCUUGGCAGAGAUGUGGGCUGUUCUUGAUUUGAUGAAGGAACAUCGGUGCAAACCAGACAAGGUAACGUGCACUACCAUGAUCAAAUGGUUUCUCAUCAAAGGAAUUGAUGAUCAUCGUGUUCAGUACCUGCGUGACCUCAAAGAUGGGCAAUGUACAGAUGAUAUGUAGGUGUUAACACAAAAGCAUCCUAUGAACUAAUGACUUCUGUCUGCAAUUCUUUCCAACGAUGUGGAACCAUUAUGUCAGAGCCUUGGUUUACAGAGAUGCAUCAAUCUCACCCUGCCCCCUGAUAUCAUGAGGUACUGACUUGAAUGCUACUGAAUCAAACAUUCAAUAUGUGCCCCAUGAUGGUGAUGGAUACGAGAAACGCUUGCAAACUUUGUUUUGCAAGUUUGACAGCAGAGCUAUCUGGCGACAUUUAUUGAUUAGCAAAGCUGCCAAUGGGUAGGGCAUCCCAAGAAUGCAAUUGUUUCUGUUAAAGAUCCGAGCAACUUUUGGUGAUUAAAGAAUAGUGGACAAGAGAGAGGAACAUGAAGAUAGCCUUGUGAAACAGUGCAACUUUAUAAGCAAAUGGACAAGAAAUGCUGGUGACAUUGGUCAGAUUUCGCUCUGCUGUUGUGAAUUUUUAUGUAUAUUGUGCAGCUGUACAUGGCGUGUACCAGUGACUGCUGCAAAGAUGCAGCGUUUCACUUAUUAAUUCUAGGAAACUACUGGUGAUUCAAAGGUUAUGUAAUGGAGAUGCUUUCUGGAACAGCCAUUCUUGGUUCGAGUAACUGCACAA